This is a messenger RNA of Diceros bicornis minor, 2200 nucleotides long. RefSeq names its product peptidylprolyl isomerase like 2 (gene PPIL2). The record is from RefSeq and is a predicted model, not a curated record. Lineage: Eukaryota; Metazoa; Chordata; Mammalia; Perissodactyla; Rhinocerotidae. The transcript is spliced from 23 exons. Gene Ontology annotation, molecular function: ubiquitin-ubiquitin ligase activity; peptidyl-prolyl cis-trans isomerase activity. Bases 281 to 2107 code for a protein of 608 amino acids. Gene Ontology annotation, cellular component: catalytic step 2 spliceosome. Gene Ontology annotation, biological process: protein polyubiquitination; protein peptidyl-prolyl isomerization.
ACCCGUCUGGCGUCCUCCCGCUGCUGUCGCAGGGAAGUUCUGUGCUGUCCAGGGGGAGCUGAACUACUGCAACUGCGUGGGCGCCGGGGAGAUACAUCGGCGCCUGGAGCAGCUGAGGAGGAGCAUCUACCGCGCGCACCUCUACUCCCAGGAUGCCAAGAAGAGGAGGAAGCGGAAGUUGAAAAAACCAGAACCCAUUCUCUUGAGGCACCGGUCAACCUCCCUGUGUCUGCCACCAACCCUGGUGCCACCUCUGCCACUGCCACCACCUGCCACCACCAUGGCCUCCGAGGUGGCUCCAUCGCCUUCUGUCUGCACUAUGCCCAGGGUUUUUGGUCCUUACAAUCCGCUGCCCUGCAGGUUGAUGGAGAAAUUGGAAGUUUCAAAGUCUGAAGUGAAAUUCAACUGCACUGGCCUAUCAUCAAACCCAAGGAGGUGGAAGGAAUUUAUUCUAGGCUUGAGCCCCAUGGUUGAUCUGACCCCCUUGGAUGUCAGCCCCGGAGGCUUCCAUUUCCCGAACCCGGCGGCUGGAAACAGUGUGUACAAGCUCAAUUGCCCUGGCUUCCCCCGGUACAUUACCUGUGCUGAGUACACUCACUUCUAUGGUGGCAAGAAACCAGAUAUCCCACAAACAAAUUUUCGUCGUUUACCUUUUGACCACUGCAGUCUCUCUCUGCAGCCCUUCGUCUACCCGGUGUGCACCCCCGAAGGCGUCGUCUUUGACUUGCUGAACAUCGUUCCUUGGCUUAAGAAGUAUGGGACCGACCCCAGCAAUGGAGAGAAACUGGACGCGAGGUCCCUGAUCAAGCUGAACUUUGCCAAGAACAGUGAAGGGAAGUACCACUGCCCGGUGCUGUUCACCGUGUUCACCAACAACACUCACAUCGUGGCUGUCAGGACCACCGGCAACGUCUACGCCUACGAGGCAGUGGAGCAGCUAAAUAUCAAGGCCAAGAACUUCCGGGACCUGCUGACUGACGAGACCUUCUCCCGGCAGGACAUCAUCACUCUCCAGGACCCCACCAAUUUGGACAAAUUCAACGUCUCCAACUUCUUUCACGUUAAGAAUAACAUGAAAAUAACAGACCCGGAUGAAGAAAAGGCCAAACAGGACCCAUCUUAUUAUUUGAAGAACACAAAUGCUGAGACCCGAGAGACGCUGCAGGAGCUCUACAAGGAGUUCAAAGGGGACGAGGUCCUGGCGGCCACCAUGAGAGUGCCGGAGAAGAAGAAGGUGGACAGGCUGAACGCUGCCCACUAUUCCACUGGGAAGGUGAGCGCCUCCUUCACCUCCACUGCCAUGGUUCCAGAGACCACGCAUGAAGCAGCCGCCAUUGACGAGGACAUGCUGCGCUACCAGUUUGUGAAGAAGAAGGGCUAUGUGCGGCUGCACACCAACAGGGGUGAUCUCAACCUGGAGCUGCACUGCGACAUGACACCAAAAACCUGCGAGAACUUCAUCAAGCUCUGCAAGAAGCAGUAUUACGACGGCAUCGUCUUCCACAGGUCCAUCAGGAACUUCGUGAUCCAGGGGGGUGACCCCACUGGCACAGGCACGGGUGGAGAGUCGUACUGGGGAAAGCCCUUCAAAGAUGAGUUCCGGCCCAACCUCUCGCACACGGGCCGGGGCAUCCUCAGCAUGGCCAACUCUGGGCCCAACACCAACAAGUCUCAGUUCUUCAUCACCUUCCGCUCCUGCGCCUACCUUGACAAGAAGCACACCAUCUUCGGGCGGGUUGUUGGGGGCUUUGACACACUGACAGCCAUGGAGAGUGUGGAGAGUGACCCCAAAACUGACCGCCCUAAGGAGGAGAUCCGCAUCGACUCCACCACGGUGUUUGUGGACCCCUACGAGGAGGCCGAUGCUCAGAUUGCUGAGGAGCGGAAGAAGACACAGCUCGAGGAGGUGGCCCCAGAAAGCACGGUGAAGACAAGCCAGCCCAAGCCAGGGAGCCAGGGCUUGCAGACAUACCGCCAGGGGGUGGGCAAGUACAUCAACCCAGCGGCCACGAAACGUAUAGCAGAGGAAGAACCAUCAACCAGUGCAGCUGUCCCCGUGGCCAAGAAAAAGCCCAGCCGAGGUUUCGGGGACUUCAGCUCGUGGUAGCAGCAGGCCUGCUGCCCUGUGUCCACGUUACUGAUUUUUCUGCAGUCAUAAGCCUGCCCUUCGGGCUGCAACUCAAUAAAGUGCUUGCCUAUU